This is a messenger RNA of Chenopodium quinoa (quinoa), 2285 nucleotides long. RefSeq lists its product as uncharacterized. The coding region runs from base 456 to 1994 and encodes 512 amino acids. NCBI's taxonomy places the organism in Eukaryota, Viridiplantae, Streptophyta, Magnoliopsida, Caryophyllales, Amaranthaceae. The transcript is spliced from 6 exons. The record is from RefSeq and is a predicted model, not a curated record.
UAAAUGUAUAUUACGUAUCUUGUCAUGUCGACCCAUUUAAUUAAAUCAGCCGAAAAUCCUUGACACUAUUUUAUAGGCAUAGGCCGGUCCAGCCCGAUUUUUUUUUUUUAUUUUUAUGUCUUUUUUGUUUUUUCUCACCGAAAAUUAUAAAAAAAAUAAAUAAAUAAUUAGGGAUGGAGAAGAUGAACUACAGAAAAGUCUACAGUAGUACAGUGUAUUUCUGUUAUACAGCGCGCAGUCACCAUCAAUCAGACACACUUUCCCCUCUUCCUUUUCUCUCUCUCUCCACCACUCUUCACUAUCUCUCCACAACAAAUUCCGCCAUUGUCAACCACUUUUCUUCCCAAAUCUUCACUCUAGGGUUUUAUUUACCAUCUUCCUAAUUUCUGCUCUCAAUUCUUAACCUUCCUUCUCACAUUCACGUUUUUCGCGUGUUUCUGACCUAAUUUCAAGUCAUGGUUGAUAAAUUACAGACGAAGCAGCUAAAAGGCGCAAUUACUGAAGAAGAUGUUUGCAAUCUCUUGCAGAGGUACUCGGCGGGUACAUUAUUGGCGCUAUUAAAGGAAAUGGCGCAAGUUGUUGAUGUAAAGAUUGAUUGGCAGGCGUUAAUGGCGAAAACGGAGACCGGGAUUAAGAGUGCCAGAGAGUAUCAGAUGUUGUGGCGUCAUUUGGCGUAUCGUCAACCCUUGAUUGAGAAUGUUUGCCCGGAAGAACCGCCUUUGGAUGAUGAUAGUGACCUGGAAUAUGAAGUGGAGGCUUGUCCCCCUGUCAGCACUACAGAUGCUACAGAGGCUUCUAACUGUGUUAAGGCUCUCACCUCUGGCUCAGCCAACAAGUCUCGUAUGUCCAACAGCUCAAAUAUUGAGGUGGCUAGGGUUUCUAUAGAAAAUCCACAAGUUCGGAAAAUUUCACCAGCUGCUGGGAUCAUUGGUGAAGGAUUAAAUGCAAAUGGAUUGACAUGUAACAAUCAAAAGAAAAGAAAACCAUGCCCAGAGGAGGAAGACAUAGUACUAAUUGCUUCUGUUAAGAAAGGAGAACUCAAGGGAGAGAGUAAUACUGCACAGCGAACCCAGAGGGCAAAUACUAAUAGGAAGAAACAGGGGAGCUUGAAUAUUGACGGAGCCAACACAGCAGACUCAAAACUUUCUGAUGCACAGAGGGCUACUCGUUAUGCACUUAACAUGGCUUUGAAGGAUAGCCCAGCAUCAGGUGCUGCCACUGUUGGUAACGGACAUGAUGAUUGUAAUAAUGCAGCUAAAAUAAAUGCAUCCAAAAGGAACUUGCCAGUCACGAAAGUUACUGUGCCACCAUCCCCACCGCAACCUUGUGCAGCAUCAUCUGUGAAAUCUACAGCAAUGGGCUCUUCGACGAAGCUUUGUCCUAAAAGAAAGCCUCCACAACAAUCCACUGUCAGUGCAGAUUCUAUUCAAGCUACUGCAAAAGCUGCAGGAGCCCGCAUUGGUAGUCCUUUGGAUGCUGCGUCUCUAUUUAAGGCUGCACAAUCGAAAAACGUAGUGCGCAUUAGAGGGGGAAGUCCUCCUCUAGUCAAGACUCCUAUUGUUUGCACUGGGUUAGCAACAACGUCAACUUGUUCUGGAACUGCAUUCUAUGCUCUAGGAGCUCAACAGCCCAAACUUAGUGCAUCAGGGCCCUCUGUAUUGCCAGUGUCUCAACCUCCAAAAGUGAGAGCCACGUCUGUCGUAACUACAGAGCGAAUUAGUACUGCUCAACAAAUGGAAAACAAAACUUGUACGGCAGCAAGCAUUCAACAACCGGAUGCUAAAUCAGUGACUAGAGUCCAAGAAGAUGGAGCUUCUAUUUCCCAAUUUUUGCCAAAAGAUAAGUGUCAGGCAACAUCUCCUGGUGCAGAUGUUGGUUCUAGUAAACAAACAACUGCUAUUGGCGAUUCUCAAUGUACAAUAAACAGGGAUGUCGUGAAGGUUGAAGGCAAAAAUGACACUUGUAAGCAGGUCGUUGAGUCCAGUGCCAGAUAGUAAUUGUAAGAAGGCAUAUGUUUUUCAGAGAAGUAUUUCAUGUGUGAAUGGAACGCAUGAGGUUUCACUAACUUCGAUUAAUAGUGGGCAUGCUGAAUAGAAUGGAGGUAAGGUUUGAAAGUGAAGGAAUGGCUGGAGCUGAAUUAUUCUAACCAAAUGAACGAGUAGAUAACUAGAUGUAGUGUUGUGUUUAGCCCAAAAUGAUGUAAAUUCUCUUAAAAUUUACCUGCUUUACAUUGAAAUCCUUUGAUGUCUUUAUAUGUUAAUCGUAGUUGAAGUUCUUAUCGGAAA